UUCGGGCGGAUAUCAAAUUAGAACUGCGCGUCUAAAGGCCUAAAAAUUGAAAUCAAAACAAACUUGCGAGUUCAACUGAAACGCCAAGAAAGGAAACAGCUUCACAGACAGACCAGGCCGCUGGGAGCAGGGAGUCAAGCCGCGACCGGCCCCCCGCACCCACACGCAAGAUGGCUUCGGCCUGAGAGUCACCUAUGCGGCCGCUCUAUCUCGGUUUCGGGUUCGUUCACCUCAGUGGUGGCGUCUGAGGGCUGGAGGCUGGCGUUCUGUCCGGUUUCCGGACCCAUCUCUAUGGUGUCGGAGGGAGCAUACCCCCCGAAGAUUGUGGGUGUAGUAGCUACAGCCUCACAGGGUAGGCGAGGGUGGUUGGUGUCAACAGGGGGCGAAGAGGGGACCGGAGCCAAGACCCUCGGCCGCCUCCCCGCCGCCCUCCCGCAGCUCUGCUUGCUUGGCUUUGUGGAGGAGCUGCAGCACCACCUCACUGCAUAAGGGAUGGGAUCAGAGAGCAGUGCUCUGAAGAGCUAUGCGCUGAAGGAGCCACCUUUCACCUUACCCUCUGGGCUUGCCGUUUACCCCGCUGUUCUGCAAGAUGGCAGAUGUGCUUCCGUCUUCGUGUAUAAGAGGGAAAACGAAGACAAAGUUAACAAAGCUGCCAAGCAUUUGAAGACACUUCGUCACCCUUGCUUGCUAAGAUUUUUAUCUUGCACUGUGGAGGCAGCUGGGAUUCAUCUAGUCACUGAGCGAGUGCAGCCUCUGGAAGUGGCUUUAGAAACGCUGUCUUCCGCAGAGGUCUGUGCCGGGAUCUACGACAUACUGCUGGCUCUCAUCUUCCUUCAUGACCGAGGACACCUAACACACAACAAUGUCUGCUUAUCAUCUGUGUUUGUGAGUGAAGAUGGGCACUGGAAGCUCGGAGGAAUGGAAACCGUCUGUAAAGUUCCUCAGGCCACGCCCGAGUUUCUGAGGAGUAUUCAGUCAGUCAGAGACCCAGCAUCUAUCCCUCCUGAAGAGAUGUCUCCAGAAUUCACAGCCCUGCCUGAAUCACACGGACAUGCCCGGGACGCCUUUGCGUUUGGGACAUUGGUGGAAAGUUUGCUCACAAUCUUAAGUGAACAGGUUUCAGCGGAUGUUCUCUCCAGCUUUCAACAGACCUUGCACUCAACCUUGCUGAAUCCCAUUCCAAAAUGUCGGCCAGCGCUCUGCACCUUACUGUCCCAUGACUUCUUCAGGAAUGAUUUUCUAGAAGUUGUGAAUUUCUUGAAAAGUUUAACAUUGAAGAGUGAAGAGGAAAAAACUGAAUUUUUCAAAUUCCUGCUGGACAGAGUCAGCUGCUUGUCAGAGGAGUUAAUAGCCUCACGGUUGGUGCCUCUUCUGCUUAAUCAGUUGGUGUUUGCAGAGCCGGUAGCGGUUAAGAGUUUUCUUCCUCAUCUGCUUGGCCCCAAAAAAGACAGCGCGCGGGGAGACAGCCCUUGCCUGCUGUCGCCGGCCCUGUUCCAGUCGCGGGUGAUCCCUGUGCUGCUGCAGCUGUUUGAGGUGCACGAGGAGCACGUGCGGCUGGUGCUGCUGUCUCACCUGGAGGCCUAUGUGGAGCACUUCACUCAGGAGCAGCUGAAGAAAAUCAUCUUGCCGCAGGUGUUACUGGGCUUACGUGAUACCAGCGAUUCCAUUGUGGCAAUUACUCUUCACAGCCUAGCAGUGCUGGUGUCUUUGCUUGGACCAGAGGUGGUUGUGGGAGGAGAAAGAACCAAGAUCUUCAAACGCACUGCCCCAAGUUUUACGAAAACGGUCGACCUUUCCCCAGAAGAUUUUCCCCCACAUGUCGUCUGUAGCCAGCAGACUCAGAUGGCGCCAGUCGUGGAGAAGCCCUCCUCUGGCACAUUCCCUAAAUGUUUCUUUUCUGGCAGCAUGCCCGUCAGCAAGAAGCACAUACAGCAAGAUUGCUACAAUACUCUUUUACAGACAGGUGAUCAAUUUCCUCAGCCUAUUAAAUUUCCCAUGAAUGGACUCUCAGAUGUGAAAAAUACCUUGGGAGAUAGUGAGAACUUCCCACCAAGUUCUAAAAAGUCUGAGGAGUGGCCUGACUGGAGUGAGCCUGAGGAGCCUGAAAACAAAGCUGUCAGCAUCCAGAUUUGUCCCACAGAAGCCUACGAUGCCUCCACAUCCCCACUCACUAACGUGAACGCGGAGGAGGUGGUGUGGGAUGACUUUGAAUCCAGCAGCUUAGAUACUGAAAUAAGUGCAAGAGGUGGAGUCUCAGCUGUCAGCCGGGGUACCUCAGGGGAACAGGAGGCUAUUUCUACUUUGGUUUCACUCACUGAAGAGUCCAAGCCUUUGAAAUUGAGUCUACCCCAAAAGACCAAUCUUGCACAAAGUGGGGAUGACCCAGACCAAACCAAGCCACCAAAAGUGUCAUCCCAAGAAAGGCGCCUUAAGGAUCCAUCAGAACUUGGUUUAGGAGAGGAGUUUACCAUUCAAGUAAAAAAGAAGCCAGUACAAGAUCCAGAGUUGGACUGGUUUGCUGAUAUGAUUCCAGAAAUUAAGCCUUCAGCUGCUAUUCUUAUUUUGCCUGAACUGAGGACAGAAAUGAUGGUUUCUGACAAGGAUGACGUCUCACCAGUGAUGCAGUUUUCCUCAAAAUUUGCUGCAGCAGAGAUGACUGAGGGAGAGUCUGAAGGCUGGGGAGACGAAGGGGAGCUGAACUGGGAAGAUAAUAACUGGUGACAACGGGUAUAACUUUAGGGAAAAGGAUUUCUUUAAAAAAAAAAAAAAAUCAAACUAAUACCUCAAAGUGGGCUCUGCAGACAAGAAAACCCAGAAGCAUCUGUUUUUCCCAUCUGUGCCAACUGAAGCUCGAGCCCCUGAGUGCUGGCUGGUGCCCCGGCAGCGAAGAGCCCCAGCGCUGGUUUUGCGGAGGAGGAGCUCGUGUGCGUCUGACAGGCCAGUUUCCGUGAAGAGCAAGUAGCUAUGGAAAGGUUGAAUUUACUGCUUUUUUCCAGGACAAUUCCAGAAGAAAAUAAAUACAAAAAUUCAAGC
This is a messenger RNA of Neomonachus schauinslandi (Hawaiian monk seal), 3033 nucleotides long. It is a transcript of the gene SCYL3, whose product is annotated as SCY1 like pseudokinase 3. NCBI's taxonomy places the organism in Eukaryota, Metazoa, Chordata, Mammalia, Carnivora, Phocidae. Gene Ontology annotation, biological process: protein phosphorylation. The coding region runs from base 493 to 2721 and encodes 742 amino acids. The record is from RefSeq and is a predicted model, not a curated record. Gene Ontology annotation, molecular function: protein kinase activity; ATP binding. The transcript is spliced from 14 exons.